AUGACGCCUCAGAUCACGCUAUACACGAGCAAGACUAGUCCUUAUGGACACUACGUCGAGAUUGCCCUCCGCGAAGCCAAAGCAGAGUACACCAGGUUCGAGGUGGAUCUGCUCAACAAGCCAUCUUGGUUCACCGAGCACGUCAACCCCACAGGGCAGAUCCCCGCACUGACAUACGGCGGACCCCCCACCGCGCCCGACGCGCCCUCCCCCGCCGCCCACAAACUCACAGAAUCCCUCGUCCUCCUCGAAUUCCUCGCCGACGUCUUCCCCGCCUCCGCCCUCCUCCCCGCCCCCACCGCCCCCCUCGCGCCGGUCCGCCGCGCCCAAGCGCGUCUCUUCAUCACCCUCCUCUCCACCCGCCUCGCCCCCGCGUUCUCCGCCGCGCUGCUCCACCGCGGCACGCCGGGGGCCAUCCUCGCCGCGCUCGACGCGCUGCAGCCCUCCAUGCCCAGCGGCGCGCCCGGCGCCGGGCCGUUCCUUCUUGGCGCCGCGUUCUGCGCUGCGGACGCGGUGGCGGCGGCGUACCUCGUGCGCGUGGAUGGGUGUUUGAAGCGGGAUGUCGGCUCGUUCCCUGCGGGGGCGGGCACCGCGACGCACGAGAUCCUGCGCACCUCCACGCAGUACGCACGGUAUCGCGCGUAUCUGUCUGCGUUGGCGGCGCGGGAGUCGGUCAGGGCCACCUUUCACGAGGACUUACUGUUCGCACCGCACAACGUGCAGUAUAUCCUCUCAAAGCGGGCCUGA
Molecule: messenger RNA, 747 nt
Organism: Pleurotus ostreatus (oyster mushroom)
Lineage: Eukaryota; Fungi; Basidiomycota; Agaricomycetes; Agaricales; Pleurotaceae
Exons: 5
Coding region: 1-747 (248 amino acids)
Cellular component (GO): cytoplasm
Source: RefSeq, a predicted model, not a curated record